AUGACGGUUGUUGAUUACUCUCUCGAUACCAUUCUACCUCCAGAAGAGAUUCAAACUGCUUUCAUCAUGGUGGACAAGUCCCCCCUGAAACCCAAGCGGCAAAUCAGCGGCUUGGACAUUGCCAAUGCUAAACCAAUUUCGCUCAAGAGUCUUGAUACUAGUAAGAGUUCAGCGGGUAGCAAAAAGAAAAAGAAGAAGAAAAAGUCUCUUGAUCCUCUUGCGAUAAGCAACCACUCCACAAAUUCGAGCAGGAAAAGCAAAAAGUCCAAGAAAUCCAAAAAUAAAAGAAAGAAGGAUGCAUUGUCACAAUCCGCGCAUACGAUUUCCAAAUCGACAAAGGACGAUAGUCUUAUUGGCAGUGAUAUCCUACUUGGCGUUGACAGCAACAAUAGCAGUAGCCAUCAGUUGCAAGUUACUACGACUACGAAUCGGCGACCCAUGCCAUCAAGGCGGAAUUUGCUGAAACGAAAUCACAGUGUUCCCACCAUGGCUAGUGAUGAUGAUGAUUUUGACUCGGAUGGAGAUUCGACCAUGGAAGGGAGCUGGAAAGGCCAGCAGCAGGAACCUCGUGGUCGUAGCCGCAGUGCCAAAUCCAAAGGCGCAUCUGAAAUUGAAGCCUUUUUGGAUCAAAUCAUUAAUGAUUCGAGAGUGCCCAAAGGUCCCAUUGAGUCGAUUCGAUCAAGAGCCCGUGGCCGAUCACGAAAUGCGACGCGGGUCAAAAAUGACGACGACAACGACAACGAUGAGGACGAAUACAUAUUAUUGAAUGACGAACCAACGAGUGAGAACAAAGACGGGACGACUCCAGGAGGACAACGACGCGACUCGUCCGGUGAAAAAAUAAGGCCCAAAUCAUUAAUGGCUCUCCUGGAUGAAUCUUCUCGAUCGUCCAUGACAGCAGGACAACGACGCAGUAGUACCAGCAGUGGACGCUUCAGUGCCAGCAGUGGACGAGCCAAAUCCUUCGCUUCUGAAUCCACAUCAUCUUCUGCACAGUCUUUGAGUGAUGGCCAUGUCGUAUCUUUGUCGAUUCAAGGCGAAGAAAAGAUAUUUACACUCAGUGAAAGUGAUAUUGAUGUCAUUGAAGCCUUUUUGGAAACCAAAUCCAAGGAAGCAGCAGCAGCAGCAGCAAAAACGGCACUUUCUUCUCUUCCUCAAACGAGAACACCGAAACGACGAAGUACUUCGGCAUCACGAGCGGCCAAACGGGCGGAACUCUUUGAUGACCUAUUAUUGACAUCGGGCCGGUCUGGUGUCUUGGCUGACAUGUCUUCUGCUGGUGGAAAGGGCAGCAACAAUAAGGAUGAUUUGAUGCAAUCUAUGCGGGAUGAAUUAUUGUUUUCGGAACGAAUGCAGCGCAGUCAUUCGGAUGCAUCAAAGCUGCCAGAGGCCAAGCAGAGCAAGACUCUGUCCAAUCUACAAAGAUUUAAUCAGAUUCAACGCAUACCUGGAGGUGGUCAACGAAUGUCCGUUCCUACUACAGUGACACCAUCGCAGAAGCCAAGGUCGGUAUCACUAGAACGAAAAUCGAAGCACUGGCAAGAUUUCCCCGAUAGCCGAUUGGCAGAUUUGGAAUUGGACACAAUUGAAGAUGAGGGUAGCUAUUGCCUGAGUAAAUCUACCACCAGACGGUGGUCCUUGUCGGAUAGCAUGUCGGUGUCUCUUCGGCUUUCCUUGGACGGCAGCCAUCGGUUUCAGCAACUCCAGCAACUUCCAGUCGAGAAACGGUCUGGCAGUAAGGAUUGGGGUGAAAAGAGGCCUCUUCAUGCGGUGAAGAGCCCGAGAAAAGGGCGUAAACCUGCAGCCGCAGCACCCAAAGAAUGUGACGUGACCAAAAUAGGAGGUCCAGAUGUUGUCGAGGUUCCAGAUGGAGAAAAGAGACGAUCUCGGUCGGGAGGAAGGAGACCAAGGCGCUCUAGAAAGGAUACUUCGAAAUCUGACGAUGAAGGUCACGACGACAUUGAAAAUAGUCCAGGAGAUGUUCCACGGAGUGUGGAGCGCUUGCCCUUCUUUAUGCGGGAAAAAUUGCAAUCAGAUGACGAAGCUUCGCAACUUGAGGUUUCGUGCAAGGGUCAAACCCUCGAGCAGCUGGUAGCCAUGUCACCGCAAAGGUACAAAAAUGACGUUCAUGAGCCAUUUGAUGGGGACAAUGGCGUAACAACUCCAAGAAAAAAGCGACAUAGCAAAAAGUCGCCACUACGAAACUCCACACCCAACGGUGCUCAGAUAUACAAGCUUGACUUGGGUGAAGCACGUUGGACUACAACGCCAACGUCGCAUCUGAAAGGAAAACGCUCUACAGUGGACCCACUGGAUUUGCAGCUUCCAUUUGGUUCACCCAGCGGUAUUUUGAAGACAAACAAGUUGGGAUUGGUUGAACCAUCCACCUUGCCAUCCAGCUUUCGGAAGAGAAAUAUUCCGAAAAAGAAGAAACGAAUUGAUGAGGGCGAUAUCCUGGAAUUCGACGAGGACAAUGCAACCGUCGUCUCCGACAUUACUGAGGCUGUACUUGACUCUUCCCUUCGAUCGACUCUGAGUGCUUCUGUACGAUCGAAUCCUGGUAGUCCCGAUGAUCCUGAAGAGCCGCUCAGAGGCAAGUGGGAACCAAAAAUCGAGAAGAUCAAGGAGACUAGCGGUAGUCAGUCGGAUCUGUUUUCAUCAAAAGGAGACCUUGGCGCAGUCAGCCCGCCUUCUCCAUGCAAGGAUCUUGGUCCGGGGUUAUCACCUCAGUCCCCGGCAACACCGGGAGGGACUGCACGGUUUUCAUGGAUGAAGAAGCUUCCUUUUUCGAAAAAGAAGUAA
Molecule: messenger RNA, 2802 nt
Organism: Cylindrotheca closterium
Lineage: Eukaryota; Bacillariophyta; Bacillariophyceae; Bacillariales; Bacillariaceae
Source: the annotation of a GenBank genome assembly